Molecule: messenger RNA, 934 nt
Organism: Chaetomium fimeti
Lineage: Eukaryota; Fungi; Ascomycota; Sordariomycetes; Sordariales; Chaetomiaceae
Exons: 3
Coding region: 120-914 (264 amino acids)
Biological process (GO): autophagy; autophagosome assembly
Cellular component (GO): phagophore assembly site
Source: RefSeq, a predicted model, not a curated record
UUCCGCUUUGCGCUGCCCCUCAAUCUUCCAUGAACACCCACACUAGCAAAACCCCUUUUUAGACCGUUCUCACCAUUCGCAACACCCGACCAAGACACCGCCUCUGGAAGAGUCUCACAAUGGACCAGCGCGGCGCCCCGGAAUUCAUACUAGAAGCCUUUGCAGACCCAAACUCGGUGCGCGACGUCGUUCGUGGCAUUCUCCAUACCAUCUUCUUCCUUCGGUUCUUCUCCGCCGUCCUCCCGCAAACCCGCGACGUCCUCGGACUCGAGUUAGCCUACGUCCCCGAAGCCGAGAUCGAAACCCUCAUCGACCAACAUGUGGCCGCCCUCGUGCGCCAGCUCGAGUCAGAGCGCCACCAACCCCAUAACCUUUACGAUAACCGCGGCGGCGGCCCAGGACUCGGCCUGCUAGGAGGCGGGACACCCCCUUCGACAACCUCGAGCGGGGGAGGGGGCGGCGGGCGCGGGCAGAUCACGAUCCAAUUCCUCGAGAAGCGCCGGCGCAAAACUUGGUACGCCAUGCGCGGCGACGACGAGGUCUGCUGGGAGAGCUGGACAGUCAAGGUGACGGUAGCCGACCCGCGAACAGAAGGCGAACGAGCAAAAGUCCGACGCGCCUCCGAGAGAACCCUCCACAACACCAUCAUGAAGGCGGUCACGCUGGCCAACGCCCACAAGGACCACAUCCCGCCCAUCACCACCUCGGACUCGAACCCGUUCCCCUACCAGAUCCACGUCGGCGGCAUCGGCGGCACCGGCGGCCAACCACAGCAGCAGCAGCAACAGCAGCAGCAACAGCAGCUGCUGCAGCAACAACAGCAACAACAGAAACACCAGAGCAAGGAGGCCGCGGCCGCGGCCGCCGUGACGGCCAAGGCUGCCGGGUGGGCCACGCGCAUGGGAAUCUACUAGGUGGGGGUCUCUCGGCGCGU